Molecule: messenger RNA, 417 nt
Organism: Eimeria maxima
Lineage: Eukaryota; Apicomplexa; Conoidasida; Eucoccidiorida; Eimeriidae
Exons: 5
Coding region: 1-417 (138 amino acids)
Source: RefSeq, a predicted model, not a curated record
AUGGACGGGCUCCAUUCGAAAUUUACCCUCACAACUAAGGUAAAAUAUGUAAUUGGAGCAACCCUUCUGUCGUCGACCUUCAUUUUCUACAUAUACGGCAUUAGCGCCCCAGUAUUUCGAAUUACCGGUGGAGGGCCCGGGCCGUUUGAAAGCCAAUCAGGAUACCAAGACUUCACCCUGCCAAGAUUGCUCCAUCUUCUUCACCUUGCCCCUAAAGAUUGCUGUGGUGCUACGAGUAGUUGCAAAGUAUCAGCUUGUGGACGUGUUUUCGACUACCAUCUUGGUACUAUUGAUGAACGCGCCACUCCCUUGGAUUUUGCCGAAGAUUCCGGAGGCCUUUUAACCCCAGGGUUGCCAAUGGUUCCCCCUCUAGCAUCAACGGAGGGAUAUGGGUCCACUGUUCCAUACAAAGGAUAA